Suillus paluster is the source of this 2409-nucleotide messenger RNA. RefSeq names its product WD40 repeat-like protein. NCBI's taxonomy places the organism in Eukaryota, Fungi, Basidiomycota, Agaricomycetes, Boletales, Suillaceae. The transcript has 3 exons. The record is from RefSeq and is a predicted model, not a curated record. Gene Ontology annotation, molecular function: protein binding. The coding region runs from base 100 to 2073 and encodes 657 amino acids.
AGGCAAGUACUUCCAAGAAGAUUGUCAUGAAAUUAUACUUCCACCGCUGGUUCUUAAAAAGCUUGAACCCUUUGAUCUUUCUUUUACUGUUCACCAGUCAUGGCGACACCCACGACUGGUUAUGAAUGCGAUACCCUUCCUGCCCCUCGUCUCGCUUCAGGUUCAAGUCUUGAUCGAUCUUCUUCACCUUUCUCAAAUUAUCGAUCUGUUUCUGCCGGUUCAUCUCCGCUCUCAACCACACCAGAUAUUGAGAUGCACUCCACUCCAACUUCCACAGCUCAGAGAAAGCUAUGUGUCCGCCAUCAGAGAAUGGCAGAUGAGGGUACAAACUUGAAGCUUCAGCAGGCUCUAGAUGCUCUAUCUGUACAAGAGCGUGAAGCUGUUAAUGCCAUUUGGUCCGGGUUCUCUUCGUCAUCACAUCCCAGAAGAGAACUUAUUCUCCAAGGCAUUCUCACCAUGUGCUGUUUCUCUCAGCUCUCCUUGCUAACGGAGCAGCUUGGUCAGCUGAUCCGUAUCGACCCAUUCGCCGUCCUCCCCCGGGAGUUAUCGCUCAGAGUCCUUGCAUAUCUCGACGCCACCUCUCUCUGUCGCGCUGCUCAGGUGAGCAAACGGUGGAAAGGCCUAGCCGAUGAUGACGUUCUGUGGCGCGGAAUAUGUGAACAGCACAUCGGGCAAAAAUGCCUCAAAUGUGGAUGGGGGCUACCUAUUCUCGAACGAAAGCGCACCGUACGCAUGAACUCAGCGUCUCCCUCCUCGUCUCCUCCUUCAUUCCAACAUCCUGACCCGUUCGUUCUCGGUUCCGACAUAACCGACGCAUUACCUUUCACACGACCAUGGAAGGAUGUUUAUUCGGAGCGGUUAACGGUGGAGCGUAAUUGGCGCCGAGGUCGAUGUUCUGUCCGGACGUUGCGUGGACAUACAGACGGUGUCAUGUGUCUCCAGUUCAGCGAGACCCUGCAGCAUCCAUCCUUCCCUAUCCUUAUCACUGGCUCGUACGAUCGCACUGUGCGUGUGUGGAACAUCGAGACCGGCUUCGAGGUGCGCUGCCUCCGUGGGCACACUCGUGCUGUGCGGGCAUUACAAUUCGACGAGGCGAAGUUGAUUACGGGGAGUAUGGACCACACCAUUCGAGUGUGGAACUGGAGGAGUGGGGAGUGCAUACGUACACUCGAGGGGCAUACGGAGGGCGUUGUUUGUCUUAACUUUGACUCUAACGUGCUUGCUAGCGGGAGUGUGGACACCACCGUGAAGGUGUGGAACUUUCGCACGGGUGAAGCGUUCACCCUCCGUGGGCACCGGGACUGGGUAAAUUCCGUGCGGUUAUGGGAGUCUAAAGAACCGACGAAUACCCAGAUGGCGUGCGGAUCAAGUGGCGAGCCACGGAUAGGCCAAGGCAAACUAUUGUUUUCGGCUUCAGAUGACGGGACCAUUCGACUGUGGGACCUUGCACAACGGACGUGCGUGCGCCAAUUCAUGGGGCACGUUGGGCAAGUGCAGAGUCUGAAACUACUAGAGGUGGACAAGGCAUGUGACGAGGGUGUCAAUCGCCAGCAACAGCGCAUUACGGAAAACAACUUCGCUCAAGUCACCCAGGUUGGGAAUCCAAUGAACCCCUUUGAAGUUUGCACGGUCAUUACACACGAUGGCGCGGAUGCAUUCUCCGUUUCUGGAGUUGAGAGCGAGAGCAUGGAGGACAUUCAGAGCCUUGAUCGUGUUACUAAGGAAUUGCUGGCAGGCAAUAGUCGGAAGCGCGCUAAGAGGCCGGUGCUCAUUUCCGGAAGCCUUGAUAACACUAUCAAGGUUUGGGACAUCGAUACAGCGAAAGCCACGCAGACUUUAUUUGGUCACAUCGAAGGCGUCUGGGCAGUGGAGAGUGACAAAUUGCGGUUAAUUAGCGGCAGCCAUGACCGCACUAUCAAGGUGUGGAACCGCGAGGAAGGCCGGUGUACGGCUACAUUGGUUGGACAUCGUGGGGCUGUAACAUGCCUGGGCCUUGGUGAGGACAAGAUCAUCUCUGGCAGCGAUGACGGAGACGUCAGAAUAUGGUCUUUUGCUGGAGAUAACCGGCCGUGAUGGAAGUACAUCCAUAUAUACACCUUUCUUCUAUUUCAUUAUUGUCACAUGCUAUUCCCUGGCAUUUCAUUACUUUCGGGUUAUUUGUGUUGAAUACCUUAUUCCUGUCAUUCAUACUGUAUGAUUGGAAUGUUCAUUUCGCAGUGUAAUUUAGCUUGUAGUACAAAACAUGUGUAUAGGAUCAAAUGCCGAAUGCAAUCGUCUGAAGUACCGUAGGUGACGCCGAGGACCUGAGCCCCUCCCUCCUCACCUGUGCCAGCUGCAACGUACAGCGGAACAAAAUGGUCGGCCGUGGGGUGCGCCAGCGAGAAGCCAUCGUGUUUCACGAGGUCAAAC